CUACGUAGAAUUACUGCGACUGCUCCUCUCAAACAGCAACGGCGUUGUUCGCGGACGUAAAUCCGUGUUACUGUUGCUCCCCUGUUGUUGUUGAGGCCAAUUGGCAGCCGGCUGUGUCUCGGCGGGAGGAUGGACAGUGAAAUCCAACGGGACGGGAGAGUCCUGGAUCUCACCGAUGAUGCCUGGAGGGAAGACAGGCUGCCGUACGAAGACGUCACCAUUCCUUUGAGCGAGUUGCCUGAGGCUGAGCAGGACAAUGGGGGAUCGACAGAGUCUGUGAAAGAGCAAGAGAUGAAGUGGACGGACCUCGCCCUGCAGAGUUUACAUGAGAACACACCGAGCACCGGAAGCUGAAAGACUAACACAGAAUCGAACUGUAGAAAUAAAAUGCACAGACGUGGUGCGCACUGUGUCAAUUUUGAUACACAAAUGUGCCGUUUCUUCUCGGCGCGUUGGCAUUUUACACUUGCUGGUGAACUAUCCAUCACUCUUAUUAUAAAACAUAAAAACAUUGUUUAUACUUUAUGAAACUGAUCAAUUUGAGCAAAUAUAGUCCUCCUGUUUAUGUGCAUUUAUUAAACCACAGCUCUUAUUUCUCCAGCGUUAUAUUGAGGAACUCUGGCUUUGAACAGAUCCAACCUCCUGAGUUUGUAACAAAAUCACCUUUACCCAUGCAGUAAUACCAUAACGAUCUUGCAGGUAGUCUGGCCACUAGAUGUCGCUGUACUAUAAAAGCAGCCAAAUUAAUGGGGAAAAAGGAUUGCUAUUAUGCUUAAAACACAUCAAUUAAACUUUCAGUUUUCUGCUA
Messenger RNA from Oreochromis aureus, 808 nucleotides. It is a transcript of the gene anapc13, whose product is annotated as anaphase promoting complex subunit 13. The coding region runs from base 130 to 354 and encodes 74 amino acids. The record is from RefSeq and is a predicted model, not a curated record. Gene Ontology annotation, cellular component: anaphase-promoting complex. Gene Ontology annotation, biological process: protein K11-linked ubiquitination. The transcript is spliced from 2 exons. NCBI's taxonomy places the organism in Eukaryota, Metazoa, Chordata, Actinopteri, Cichliformes, Cichlidae.